Molecule: messenger RNA, 6379 nt
Organism: Bradysia coprophila
Lineage: Eukaryota; Metazoa; Arthropoda; Insecta; Diptera; Sciaridae
Gene: Helz
Product: Helicase with zinc finger
Biological process (GO): regulatory ncRNA-mediated post-transcriptional gene silencing
Cellular component (GO): P granule; cytosol
Molecular function (GO): helicase activity; metal ion binding; protein binding
Source: RefSeq, a predicted model, not a curated record
CACUUUCAUCUGUAUCUGUAUGUAUAAAUUGUAGACUAAAUAUUUUUUGUCAAUCCGCGAAAAUCGUCGUAAAAAAAUGUAAUUUCCAAAAAAGAUAUGUUAUCCCAUGGAUUAUAUUCCACGUGUGUAUUUCGAUCUCCGAUCAAACAAUAACCUCCAAACUCAGUAAUUACUUGGGGACCCACGAUCCGUAGCAUAAAGAAAAACUCACAAUUCACAUCAACGGGAAAUCCGCGAUCGACAGAGCAAAUCAAUAAGCAGAAUUACACAACUUGCCGAUGCAAUGGCAGAUAGAGAAAACAUAGCGCACGACUUAGUGCGGCAAAAGGACUAUACGAAUGCAAUACAUGAAUACGAUUCAAUUAUCAGUUCAGCCACAACAAAUUUCAAAACGCCAAAGGAUCAAAUUAUUGGUUGUUUGUAUGGCCGAACGGAAUGUUACUUACAAUUGAAAAACUACGAUGCGGCUGUGGCUGACUGUAAGCGUUUACUGAAGGUAUCUACGAAUGCCGAGCUUACCGAUGUGAGCAGUACGAAAUUUCGCAUUAGAAUAAGGCUAGUUCACGCUCUGUACAAACUGAAACGUUUUCAAGAAGCCGACACGGCGUUGCGUGAAUGGAUUAGUUGUCCGUUGGGUGCGGAUGUGCUGAAAUUUUUAGACCGUUACAAAACAGUGAUACAAAUGUUGAGCAGCCACAAAAGUAAUGCAAAAUCAACCAUUCAACGGCUUGAUGAUGAAUUGGCUACGAUCGACAACAAACUGGAAACAUGGGCCACUCACAACCUUCCACAGGACAAAUUUAGUCGUAUCAUCAAACAGUUUCCAACCAAUAAUCAUACAACAAAUAAAAAAGGACUCGCCUCCGAGUCCAAGUCGAAGGAUAAAUUAGACAACCAAUUGCACAAGAAUGUGGAACAAGUUUCCAACCUAACAAUCAACGGUGAUGACAGUGAUGUGAUAACGUGUACAUAUUGUGCGGUAAACUUUGCAGAUAGAACCGAGCUGCGAGCUCAUUGCCAAACGGAAAGUCAUCAAAAUGUUAUCAUGUCCGAUGAAGGUCGCGACUGGAAAUGGAGGCCUCCGCCUCGUGGUUACACUGCCGAUUCCUACAACUUGUGCGAAAGUUUCAGCGACAACUCAGUCUGUCACUAUGGCAAUCAAUGUGUCGAAGCCCAUGGUAGCGAAGAACUUAACGAAUGGAAGGAACGACUUGAGUACAGAAAAAUGCGAUUACAGCGAGCAUGUGAAAAGGAACUGUACGGCAAGAGUUACACCGAGCAAAUACUGGAAAGAUGGAUAUCAGCGCCGAGUCCUGACAAAAUAAUGAAAGAGAAAAUCGAUGGCGUCGAUGAGACCUGUUCCAAUGAAUUAGUAACGACGGUUUCGUCGAAGGUGUCGAAGCGUGACUGGACGUUUGUGUUCAAAACGCGUUUCCCGUUAAAGGCUGUUGCUCUUCUCCAGGAUGCCCAUCGAAAUCAUUUUGUGCUGAAGCAAGUCUUUCCUGCCGAACCGAGACAGUCCAAACGAGGACAAACAUCGAGUAAUAAAGUGGUUGAGGCUGAAUUGUCAUCUGACCAGGAAUGGGUUGUUCAAAAUACCGACUCCCGAUUUACAGAAACAGAUUUUUCACCCAUGCUCGAACACAGAGUGAAAGUGGUUUUUUCAACCGACAUUUAUGGUACCUUCAGGCAAGCAGUUGUCUUCGACUUCGGCACCGAACCAGUUUUAGUGAAACAUUUGUGCGUGGAUGUGAUUCCUGUCGAUUCGGCGGAUAAAAUUCAAGAAAUCAGAAAGGAAAUGGUUAUAUCCACGUCGAAGCGAUGGGAUAAAGAAAAUUCGAUCAUUGCACCAUUUGAGACCAUUCUAGGACCUCACUUAGCCACACCUGAACAUUUAGCCGAUGAAGAACGUGAAAAGGAUUUGCUGGAACGUUACCCAUGUCCUCGAGCGUCGACAUUCACGCUAACACAAUCGACAAUUACUGAAAAGAAAUUGACGAAGAACAACUAUCGGUCACGGAUGCAUGAAUUGCUCUAUGUCGAAGAAAUAGCACGGUACGAGCAAGUCGCCAGAUACAACCUAACCACGAACCUACGAAUCACGUCUAACUACUUAUUGACUCCAAGUGGUAUGGCAACCAGCACAGCAAAGUAUUCGCAUUCUGGGGAACUAUUUGCCAUGAUGUCACUAGGAAAGGAUGUGUCUGAGGACACAUCCGCUGGUCGUUUAAUUUUAAACAAUUGUACGAGUGUCUACUUAGCUAAUUCAGACUACACACCGUCGUCUGAUGAUGAAAAACGACAUGUUUACGAAGCAGAAAUCGAGGACAAGGGCAAAACCGUGAUUUAUUUAAAACUGUCGGCCCGCUGCGUUUCUGAACUUAAACUGGCUAGUGAUAUGGAAUACUCGGCUGACAUCCAAUUUCAGUUGAAUCGACUAUCGUACUGUGAAUGGCAUCAGGCGCUCGACAAAAUAGCCGACUUUCGAAUGAUCUUCCCCGAAAUUUUUCUGGAGCCAAGUAUUCCGUGGACGCCGAAAAAGCAAUGGGCCGAUAUGAUUGAUCCCAAAUUGAAUUCAAAGCAAAAAGAGGCAGUACUGGCUGUGACGACACCAUCUCAUAUGCCACUACCACCGAUUUUGUUGAUUGGUCCAUUCGGAACGGGCAAGACAUAUACACUGGCGAGUUCUAUCAAGCAGCUGCUGUUACAAGACGAUUCGAGAAUAUUGAUAUGCACGCACUCGAAUUCAGCGGCUGACUUAUACAUUAAAGACUAUUUGCAUCCAUGGGUCGAGGAUGGCUGUGAGGAGGCGCGACCUUUGCGAGUGUACUAUCAUAAACGAUGGGUUGCAACGGUCAAUACGAUUGUACAGAAGUAUUGCUUAAUUGAGCUGGCUGGAAAUGUUCGUAACUUUCGCAGACCGUCAAAAGAAGACAUUAUGAAAUAUCGCAUUGUGGUUGUAACCCUCAACAUUUCCAUGGAACUGGCAUCGUUAGAGUUACCGAAAGGUUAUUUCACUCACAUAUUCCUUGACGAAGCUGCUCAAGCGAUGGAAUGUGAAGCAAUCAUGCCGUUGGCAUUAGCUGGUGAUACAACACGAAUAGUACUUGCUGGUGAUCACAUGCAAAUGAGUCCCGAACUAUUUUCCAACUUUGCUAAGGAAAGAAAACUGCAUAUUUCACUGUUGGAGCGACUGUAUGAUCACUAUCCGUCGGAUUUUCCGUGCAAAAUUUUGUUAUGCGAAAAUUACCGAGCCCAUGAAGCAAUCACAAAAUUUACGUCUGAGUUGUUCUACGAUCAGAAGCUGAUUGCGUCCGGGAAACAACCGAAACACGACAAAUUUUAUCCGUUAACGUUCUUUACGACCAGGGGUGAAGAUGUACAGGACAAGAAUUCCACUGCAUUUUACAAUAAUUCGGAAGUUUACGAAGUCGUUGAACGGGUCUGUGAAUUAAAGAAGAAGUGGCCAUCGGCUUGGGGUAAAAUCAGUGACCAGAGCAUCGGCAUAAUGACACCAUAUGCUGAUCAAGUGUUUCGAAUAAGAUCGGAGCUCCGUAAACGUCGAAUGGGUGGAAUAUCCGUAGAGAGAGUGCUAAAUGUGCAGGGUAAACAAUUCAGAGCAAUUUUCUUGUCAACAGUGCGCACGCGAAGAACAUGUGCCGGUGUUGGUGGAGGAAGUCAAUCGGAUGAUAUGGAUUACGGAUUUCUGAGUAACUCAAAGUUAUUGAACACUGCGAUAACUCGGGCUCAGAGUCUGGUCGCUGUGGUGGGAGAUCCGCUAGCAUUAUGUUCAAUUGGACGGUGUAGGAAAGUGUGGGAAAGAUUCAUUGAAAUUUGCUACCAGAAUAAGAGCUUGUACGGCAUUACAUGGAGUUUGUUGCGAUCGCAGUUGGACGGAGUUGAGUUGAAGAAAACGUACGUUCUUAACCCAUUGGCUCCAGAGUUCGUGCCACGAGCACACCAAGCAGAGGCUUAUUUACGUGAUCAACAAUCUAGUUUAACCGUACAGCAACAACAACAACAGUACCAGCACCAUCAACAGCAGUACCACCAUCAACAAUCUCAGCAAUACCAGUUGCCCCUGCAUCACAUAGGUCAUUUUCCGCCACAAAAUGUAUUGAAUCAACAAAUUAGGGCGCUCACCAAUCCCCCACAAAUGCCACCGUACGCGGGGCCAAAUAUAAACACACAGCAAAACAACUCAACGCAACAGUUUCCUUAUAGUUUCUAUCAAAUUCAACAACAACAGGCCCAUCAGCAUCCUCAUGCUCAGCAGCCACCGAUUAUUCGUGCUCCACAACAGCAACAAAUUCAACAAAUACAGCCACAUCCUUCAUCGAACCAAUCCAAUUUAUGGGGUCCCUCGUCCUUCGGUCCAAAUGCUCCGAAUCCGUGGCCAAAGCCAACAUCCCAAACAUCCCAGCGACCACAGCAAUCGACGUCACAGCAACCAUUGCAUUUAAAUCUGUCACAGACUAGACAGCAAAUUGCGUCUCUGCGUAGUCCUGGCUCCCAAAAUAUUCAUUCACAGAUGUCUUUUAUGCAAAACAAUAAACCACCACCUCCUUACUUAGUGCCGCAACAGCAAAAUCAUCUGCGCAAUUUAGGCGAUACAAUCAGUCCUGGUUCUGCGUCAUCGAUGAUACCUGGUCAGUUGCAGUCACAGGAUCAUGUAUCUCCGUUAACCACAGAUAUGCUGGUAUCGAUUGCGGCUCGGGCGAAUCAAGUACACCAGCAAAAUGCUUACACCGCAGCGAUAUCGAAAAAUCAGCAGCGACCGAUGGACCAACAGAGUAUGCAUAUGGACAAGGAAUUACAGUUCCUUCAGAACGUGCACAUUCCCGAUCGUUUGAUUCAUCAUCCACAAGCACAAAUGGGAGGACUACCAAUGCCUGCAUCAAAUCCCGACUUUAGCAACUUACUUCCUCCGAACAUGAGCUUCUAUGACAUGGCAAUGGAACCGAAAGAAAGUCAAGUCAACUGGUUUAUGAAACUCGUCGAAACGCAAGGCUUCGAUGUGGCGCAAAGGUUUGCAGACGCAUUACGUCAGGUACCAACAACGAUGGCACAAAACAAGUUGAAUGCAAACCGAAUCGAACAGGCGCUUCAACCAAUGCCGAAUGUCCAAGGCUACGGUCCACUGCAAGACCUAACGUUCGACUCGAUGAUGACAAAUGCAUCAAUGUCUCAGACACUGCUGAGCGAUUUGCUAGGAACGAAAGACUUACCAUUGCAUCAACAGCCUCAAAAGCCCAGUCAACAUUUGUCCCAAUUCCAACCGAAUUCCAAACUCCAUCCAAUGUCUCUGGCAUCGACGAAUCGAAACUCGACGCUGUUGAAUGAACUAGGCGGAUUCAGAAUGAGCGAUUCCCAACAUCAUCAUCAUCAACAGCACCAGCAAUCGCAGCAGCAGCAGCAACAACAACAGCCACAGCACCAGCAACCGCAGCAAUCGGUGCCUUUGUACCGACGACAAGCAGGCCAACAAAACUUUGGAAGCACUGGAUCGUCAUCCUCCAAUAACCAUACAGUUGGGUCGUCAAAUCCAGACUCUAUAGACAGCAACAUUUUCGACAAUUUAUUCAACCAUCACGACGAUCAAUUUCAUGGAAUUUUACCGUUGCACACUCUUGGCUCCGGUCUUCAACAAAAUUCGUUUCAUCUCAAUCUCAAUCACGGUCAAAAUCAACACCACCAUCAACAACACCAUCAUCAUCUCCAUCAACAACAGCACCGUGACGAUAUGUUAAAUCGACAUAACAAUAGUGGCACUACGACAUACGCCAGCGUACUAACCCAAGGUACGAAUCAAAAUCUGGCCAAUUUAACUAAACAACAGCAGCAGCAACAACAACAGCAACAAUCUUCGAACGAAGAAAAGGAUCCAUUCGCUGCUAUCCGCGAACUGGGUCAAAGAAGUAACGGUUAUUAUAAUUAUUUUCAGUGAAUGAAAAUUAGAUAUUAAUGCUAUCCAGAAUAUUAAAGUAGAAAACUUAAUCGUAAGAAAAUUCGGAAAGUUUUAAUUGUAAAAAUAAUUUAAAAAAAAAACUUUUUCUUUAUUCCGAAGGUGUAUUACGCGGUUGCAUCCAUCAAAAUAUCUGUAUGAAAAGAGCACGAAAAUAUUUUUUUCAAAUGGAAAAUAAAUUGUGCACACGCAACCCAAUCAGUCUUUGGAAUAAAAUUUAAGUAAAAAAAGCACUCGUAACGCAGAAAAAUGUUCGAGAUUAAAAAAAAUUGAUUAAAAUCUGUUUGAAAAAUCAAAAAAAGUCUUGUCUAUGUUUUAUUAAUAAAAAAGAAAAGAAAAAGUAAUAAACUAAAAAUAUGUAUAUUUAACACCGUAUGCUGUAAUGUAACAUAAAAAUAAAUUUGUCACAAUAAG